CGAGGCGGUCAGAGAGGCAGAGCCAGGGACCAAAGUGGUUGUCUGGAUACCUGCUUCUCUCCUCCUCCAUCUGGUGCAGGGAUCCGCUCUCCGCCGCGGCUAGCCUGCACUUUCAUUUAAAUAAGUCAUUUGCAAGGCUAAUGUUUGAGUGUGGCCGUAUCUGACCACUGCAGCUUUUGAUCUGCUGACUCAGCUCGAGUAAAGCUCUUUGUGAAGACCAGAUGGACGCGGAUCGGGUCUUUUAUAUGUGUUGGCAAUCCAAAACCUGUGCACUUUGUGGGAUCAAGCGCUUGGGAUAAAUCAACAUCAUCAUGUGGACCGUCUCACAGAUGCCUCCUGGACCCUGUGAUCCGAUUUCUGGAAGACUGUGACAGGAUUGUCCUUCCCCGUAACCGACGCUGCUCAACCUUAAUACACACAGUGACGUUGAGCAACUUUGCCCGAGAUUAUGCUGAGCAUCCUUGCAGCUGGCUCCAUAUUCUUCCCAGGCCUCUUCCUGCUGUCCAAGCGAUUCCUGAAACAUGCUCCUGGGCUCAAAUGGAGCGAGAAGGAUGCUGUCAUCGUCUCGUCCAGACUGGUGUCCUCCGUUCAGGCCAUUAUGGCAUCCUCUGCCGGGUACAUCAUCGCCUGUUCAUGUGAAGACAUCAUUGAGGACCAGCACUGGCUUACCAGCAGCUAUAUCCUCUUUGCUGUCCCCUACUUCGUCUAUGACAUCUAUGCCAUGUUCUUGUGCCACUGGUACAAACUUCAGGUCAAAGAUCAUGAGGAGGAGAGCGAAGCCAAACCGAUGAGGUCAGCCAUCAGCGGCUAUCUGCGCCGAGAGAUCCUUAUGGUCCUGCACCAUGUCGUCAUGGUCACUGUCUGUUUCCCUGUCUCUGUGUUCUGGAGACAGGGAAAAGGGGAUUAUUUCCAGGGUGUGAUGUUCCUGGCAGAACUCAGCACCCCAUCUGUCUGUCUUGGAAAAAUACUCAUCCAGUACAAGCAACAGCACACUCUCCUACAUAAAGUCAAUGGAGCUCUUAUGCUGGUCACUUUCUUCAUCUGCAGAGUUCUUCUCUUCCCCUACCUCUACUACGCCUACGGCAGGUACGCCUCCAUCCCCUUCUACAUCGUGCCGCUGUCUGUGCCCUGGCAGUGUAACGCAGGUGCAGCUUUGCUCAUGGCCCCGCAGGUCUACUGGUUUUCCCUCAUCUGCAGGGGCGCCUUCCGUCUCUUCACCAGAGCCUCACGGCACAAAGCUGCUCCUAGCAGCAAAGACUCUGAACCGAAAACCUCACUCCUGCCCCCUGCCAACGGAUACAGCCCCAGAGAGACCGACUCGCACUGAGAGAGGAGUAGAGAUAGAGAUGUAGGUACAGGGUUGCUAGAUUUAGACCAAACAGGAAACCGAAGGCAGACUGACUUAUUAUCCUUGGCUCUACCUUAGACCCAGUGGCGUGGGUUAGCAAACAAAGAAACUGAAGGUCUGUACCCUCGCUAUUCACCAUCCGUCAUCCUCUCAUUGAGAACAAAAAUAAGACUGCAGACCAAACCAAACAGAUUGUUUUCUCCCUAACAUGCACAUUCUCUAUGUUGGAGCAGUAGGUCGGCGAAGUCUCAUCUGCUGCUUUGCAGGGUUAGUGCGUCAUUUGUAGAUUACCAUGGUCAUAAGCUUCAGAAAAAGGGACUGAUGUGGAUGAAACAGGAACAGUAUUUAAACCGAUGGAUGGAUGGAAGGAUUGAUACAUCCCUCAUGUCUCUCUUUGUUUGCUACAGCUGCAGAGAGGAUACGAAAAAGGGAACAGAAAGUUCUCCGUCGAUCUGUACAUAAGGUUUUAUUAAUAUACUUGCGUUGGACUCCAAAUAGAUUUU
Molecule: messenger RNA, 1851 nt
Organism: Cyprinus carpio (common carp)
Lineage: Eukaryota; Metazoa; Chordata; Actinopteri; Cypriniformes; Cyprinidae
Product: ceramide synthase-like
Exons: 8
Coding region: 449-1327 (292 amino acids)
Biological process (GO): lipid homeostasis; ceramide biosynthetic process
Cellular component (GO): endoplasmic reticulum; membrane
Molecular function (GO): sphingosine N-acyltransferase activity
Source: RefSeq, a predicted model, not a curated record